Aricia agestis (brown argus) is the source of this 561-nucleotide messenger RNA. Its product is annotated as transmembrane protein 242. The record is from RefSeq and is a predicted model, not a curated record. NCBI's taxonomy places the organism in Eukaryota, Metazoa, Arthropoda, Insecta, Lepidoptera, Lycaenidae. Bases 84 to 494 code for a protein of 136 amino acids. The transcript has 4 exons.
GAAGAGGAAUUUCAAGGAAUAAAUAUACAAUUAAAAUGGAUAAAUUGAUUUAAGUUACGGAAAAUAUUGUUUAAAUAAUCUAAAUGGCUGAUAAAGAGCGUCUUGACAGAAUCAAAGCUGGUGCGUUUUUGGCCUCAGUAGCUGGUAUUUCGGCUGUUGUAGGCUUCGGCACGACACUUUCUGCAGCUAAGAAAGCUGAUCCUAAAUAUUUCAAUAAAGGCAUACACAGCAGUGUAGAAUUAGCAGAUGCUGGGGCAAUUCUUGCUUUACGGGCCCUCGGCUGGGGCACAGUUUAUGCUAUAGCUGGCACUUCAUGUAUUUGUUAUGGAAUUUGGAAACUAUCUGGCGCCAAAGAUCUCAAGGACUUCAGAAUAAAAAUGGGUAGCAUAUUGCCAGUUGUACCUAAAAAUGAUCCACCACGAUCAAGAACAGAAUUUACUGGAUUAAAUGAUCUUCUUACAUAUUUGUCAGAAGACUAUGGAAAGAAGGGAUAAUAGAAAUUUAUGUACAAAAUUAUGAUAAUGUUUAUUUUAGGUAAUAACAAAACAUUAGUUACUUAAA